This is a messenger RNA of Poecilia reticulata (guppy), 3520 nucleotides long. RefSeq names its product four and a half LIM domains protein 2-like. NCBI's taxonomy places the organism in Eukaryota, Metazoa, Chordata, Actinopteri, Cyprinodontiformes, Poeciliidae. Gene Ontology annotation, cellular component: Z disc; nucleus. The record is from RefSeq and is a predicted model, not a curated record. Gene Ontology annotation, molecular function: transcription coregulator activity.
GACUUCACACAACUACAAGCAUACAGAGACAAUAAACAGAAAAAUAAGUAAACCAAGUGCAUUGAGGACUUUAACUAGAUGCACAACAGAAAUACUAUUUACAAAACUUAAUAUUUAGUAUUUAACCUAAUUUAGCUUUUAUCAUAUGAUGAGCAGUGAGUCCUUAUUGAUUAAACUAGUUUACAUCAGAAAGGCAGCAGCUAAUAAAAGUGAUUGCAGAGUUACAGUCUUGACUUGAGACCAAAUGAACAACAUAUGGUCUUUAACUAGACUCCUCUGUGUGUGAAUGGGCCUGGAGAGGCUAAUCGGAUCAGGCCACAGUUCAUAAAAUUUCCCAGAAUUCCCCUCUCUUAGGAAGCAGAUGGUAAAACUAAUCAUGUAAGCGCUUCGCCUGGGUUCCUUCCAGCAGUAUUACUCUAAAGAAAGGAAAUAGGAAAACCUUAAUAUUAAGUCGAGUAUGUAAACGCAAAACACAAAUAUUAAAUUAAACAAGGGUAUUUUUUCACAUUCUAUUAAAUUUUUCUUGCUUUUAAAAGGUUUAAUCAUGCAUGAAACAAUAUAUGAAACUAUUUCGAAUUUAUUGGGGACAGGAGUGAAUAAAAAGGAAAAGAAAUAAGCCACUGGCAGACUCCUUAACACUGUUACACAUCGAAUUUGAUCAAGUUUUGGCCCAGUUCAGUAUCUAAUUCACAAAGCAAAUCGCUCUAAUUAGCUCCGGGUGUAAACAAGUUCUAAACAUUUACCAGGAGUUGGUGCCAGGUUGCUUUGUUUUCUGUUCAACUUUCGUAAAACUACUUUCAGUUGAAACCAGAUUAAUGCAUUUGCUGUAUCUGCACACAUUUAAUAUUUUUUUCCAUGUGAAAAAUGAAAUCCGACUAAAUUAUUCCUGUUUUUAGGAUUACAAAAAUAUGUCUCAGAAAGUGCUAAUGUUUCUAAAAUGUAUUCAGCAUCUAAAUACACUAAAAUAACUGAAACGUUAUGCAAACAUAAGCGAGUGUCUUGUACUUUCCUGGGCUGAAAUGUCACUUAAAGAGGAAGAAGCCAUUUCUCCAAAAGCAGGAUACAUAUUAUGUGUUAUUUUUAUUUUACUCAAUACUGGCAUUAUGUAUGCAGAUAAAACAAUCAAAGAAGUUAAAAAUGGCUAUAUAAAACAUGCUCUUGAUUAUUUAUUGCUCAUUUUUCUCUAAAUGGAAUCAUGAUUUCUAAAUUAACAUCAAGUUGAAGAAAGGAAGUGGACAGAUUUAGCAAUCAAAUAAUUAGAAAGACAUGACUUUAAAAAAAGUCAAGUGAUAAGCGGAGUUGUUUAACGGAUUUUGUUAUAAAGCUUGUUCCAAUUACUGCCAGAGGAGUCUGGAAAUAAUGUGGUUUUAAGUUGAUUUAUUAAACCUGAAAACCUGCAAUGUUUCUUUUCCAAAGAAGGUUUGUUACCUAAUGUUACCCCGGAAAACGUGCAGCUUAUUUCUUCUCAAGGAACAACAUAAUGUGUUAUUUUGGUGAUUAGGUACAGAUAAUUAUGUUAUUUCUCUGCUAAAUGUAAGAGAAUAAGAAGGUCUCAGCAGUCAAAUCAAGUUGAAAAAAAUAUUGUUUUUUGUCGCUAAUUUAAUCAUUAGACUUUUAAGAUUUAAGAUCUUCCUCCCUGUCUAGCACCAUGAUACACAUCCCUGUCAUUUAGUCUGCAGAAUACAGAUCUUCGCUUGUUUCUCUAUGGAAAAUCAGGAACAGGAAGGAGGCUAAAUAAUGAAACAUCUGAUUGAUAAUUUGACCAAUGUCCUAAUUAUAAACUUUUUAAACUGAGCUCAGAUGUAUGACCUCCUUCUGUUUUCUUGUAAUGUGGAAAUAAAAAUCAACUUGGACAGAAAGAUGGAUGACUACCUGGAUACCAGCGUCAACAAAAACAGUUUAUGUGGAAAAUAUUCACAUUUUCCACAUUUUGGUUUGUUGCAGCCUCUUUCCAAAUUGUACUCAAUUAACUGCUGAUGUUUGUCACAUGUAGCUACAAAAAUUCACUCAAAUUUAAAUCAGGGUUCCGGCAGUAAUUAAAGUAAAAUCCUUUGGUAUGGAUCCUAAAGCAUAGUUCCCACAAGAACCGCCAUCUUGGAUGGCUACAUGUAGCAGCAGAAGCUACAUUAGCUAAGCUAAUUUGAGGGCUGUGCAAUAUUUUAAAACAUUACAAAGUUUAUGCCUUUGUUUACGUUUAACUAUAUUUAUAUUUAAACCUUGUGACUUGUUUUGGAUCAGUAUGUUUACCUGGAUAUUGCUAAUCAGCUGACCUCCAGAACAAUAGGCCCUUUCACAGCGGCUGAACAUAGAUCAGCCUGCCUCCUCGGCUCAGGCCGCCCGUCUCCACCCUCCUGCCCGGUCACGGGUCUUGUUUUGGACUGAUUUAAUAAGAAACACCAAGUACUCCGUACAGUAGACACCUCCGGUCUCAGACGGCAACCAAGAGAAGACGACUCCGCGGGGAGAUCUGAGUCAAAAUGUCUGAGCGCUACGACUGCACAGAGUGCAGCGACUCUUUGUACGGACAGAAGUACAUCCUGAGGGAGGAAUAUCCGUACUGCAUCAAGUGCUAUGAGGCACUUUUCUCCAGCAACUGUGAAAAGUGCAAGAAGCUCAUAAGCUGCACCAGCAAGGAUCUGUCCUUCAAGGACCGUCACUGGCACAGCGAAUGCUUCCUCUGCAACGACUGCAGCCGCUCUCUGGUCGACAAACCGUUUGCCACCAAAAACGACCUCCUGAUGUGCACCGACUGCUACUGUCUGGAGUAUUCCUCCAAGUGCCACGCCUGCCUGAAGACCAUCAUGCCAGGCACCAAGAAGAUGGAGCAUAAGGGGAACAGUUGGCAUGAGAAGUGUUUCAUCUGCAAAUUCUGCCAGCAGACUAUUGGCACCAAGAGCUUCGUCAAGAAGGACGGGAACAACUACUGUCUGGCCUGCUAUGAGAAACUGUUUGCCCUGCAGUGUGUCCACUGCAAGAAGCCCAUUACGACUGGAGGAGUGAGCUACCAUGACCAGCCGUGGCAUAAGGAAUGCUUUGUUUGUGCUGGAUGCAAAAUGCAGCUGGCUGGGCAGAGAUUCACCUCUCGAGACGACGCCACCUACUGCCUCGAGUGUUUCUGCAACCUGUUUGCAAAGAAAUGCGCCCACUGCACCAACCCAAUCAGUGGUCUCGGGGGCAGCAAGUACAUCUCAUUUGAGGAUCGGCAGUGGCACAACGACUGCUUCAACUGCAAGAAAUGCAGCGCGUCCAUGGUUGGUCGAGGUUUCCUGACGUUCAGAAACGACAUCCUCUGUCCUGACUGUGGUAAAGACCUCUGAGGGGUCACCAGCACCAAGGAGUCGAGCCAGUCUGACGGCCAAUCGGGACAACUUGGCAGCAAAGAUUAUUUUCCAGUUUAAUGAAUAUUAACCAGGAUGAUGUCUUUCUUUGGUUCUAAUUGAGGAACUGGAAACAGUUUUAAGCAAAAGUUUGUCUUAAAGAUCAAAUGAAAAACUAUAAAAAUAUCAGUUUGAAGUGGAAA